Messenger RNA from Anopheles cruzii, 1239 nucleotides. RefSeq names its product arrestin domain-containing protein 17-like. Gene Ontology annotation, biological process: protein transport. The transcript has 2 exons. Bases 1 to 1239 code for a protein of 412 amino acids. The record is from RefSeq and is a predicted model, not a curated record. Gene Ontology annotation, cellular component: cytoplasm. NCBI's taxonomy places the organism in Eukaryota, Metazoa, Arthropoda, Insecta, Diptera, Culicidae.
AUGGGCAGGGAUAGCAAAAAGAGCAAACGUUCGAAACACGUCAAGUGUGACGUACUGUUCGAUAACAACCCACAGGGCAUUUUCCGAGCCGGGGACACCGUCAGUGGUACCGUCGAGAUUCAGUUGGAGAAACCGAAGAAAGUGAGAGGAAUAGCCCUGCGGAUCAAUGGCUUCGCAUCGACAUCCUGGACCGCCCGGGUCAAGGGCACCACCGAGAAGACGGAGAAGAAGAACAAAAAAACAAACUUCAACGGCCGCGAGGACUACUUCGGCAGCAUCACGUACUUUGUGGGGUCCGACGUGGGCAACCCGCUGGAGGUAGCGGCGGGCGUGCACCGGUAUCCGUUCUUCUGUGUCAUCCCGCUCACGGUGCCGACCUCGAAGGAGGGAAAGUAUGGCCACGUGCGUUACGUGGUGAAAGUGUCCCUGGAGCGACCGUGGAAGUACGAUCACGUCUUCCAGAUGCCGUUCAUUGUGAAGAGUCACGCCGAUCUGAGCCUGGCGGAGGAGCGCAUGCUGAUGCCGACCAAGGCCGAGCUGGUGCAAACGUUCUACUUUGGCCUCACGGCGCCCCUGAUCGUCACUGCCUGCACGCCCCGCACCGGUUACGCUCCUGCGGAAGUGAUCGAGGUGACGGUACACGUUAACAACCAAAGCAGCGUCGAUGUGCGCGAUAUCACCAUCAAGUUCCAGCGCGUGGACACCUUCAUCAGUCAGGUGCCGGCCGCUCAGGAAUUCUACGAGUACACGGUGCUAGAGGAGCGUACCAUCUCGAAGGUGGCCCGCCGGAACGAUGCCGUGUUCGAGGAGAACAUCCUGAUCGGAUCGACCGUCCCAUCCGACGACGAGCGGUGCAACAUCAUCAAAACACGCUAUGAGCUGGCGAUAACUGUCCGGCCGGUGCGAUCGCGCAAAAAACUGCUCCUUACGCUGCCGAUCGUCAUCGGUACCGUGGGACUACCCACUACCCUCUACCCCACGCACAUGCUGGCCAAGGAGCGAGAAGCCCUCGGAAUGGGCCCAUCGGUUAAUGGCACCGAUUCCAGGGACGUGGCAGCACCGGAGAUACCUCCCCCACCGUACCCGAGCGAGGACCCGCAGCCAUCCACGUCCCGGGCGUUCGUGGCGCCAGACCCCACCGACGACCCGACUGUCCCGGCGGGCGACGAAACUGUGGAGCACGAGUUUGAGAAAGGUUCGCAACCGUACACUCCACGCGACUUCGACGAGAACGAGUGA